AUGACUGUUUUGUGGGAUUCGGCAGACAUUCUCUGCGUGUACCACAACACCGCUCCAAAAGUUGCCAAUAAUUUGAUUACCCUGUUUGACAACGAAAACACCAUUCCGUUCAUCGCGCGAUAUCGGCGGGGACUGACCAACAACAUGGAGGCGGAGCAGCUCAGGGUGGUCAGAGAUGCAUACCAGGAGUUAAAGACUGUCAAAGAAAAGGCUAAAUCAGCAAUGGCCAAAAUUCGGCAGCAGGGUAGGAUGAAUGCACAAGUUCGAAAGAGCAUCUUAGCCGCGAAAAGCGUGUCAGAGCUUGAUGAUAUCAUGGCUCAGUUCAAAGUCCAGGCAAAAGGCACUCUAGCUGAGAGGGCGCGGAGUUUGGGACUGGAGCAAGUUGCUCAUCAAGUUUUGAAUGGUGAUGACAGACCUGACAUUAUCCAAGAUAUGAUCAGAAAAGACACUGAAGGGCUUCGGUCUUGUGAGGAAAUUGAAACUGGCAUCAUGCACAUCAUUGCAGAAGUCAUCAGCAAACACGAAGCUGUCUUGGACUUCAUAAGAAACUGCCCUCGCCAUGAGAUCGUGCUGGAAAGCAAGAAAAUGCGGGCCAAUAAGAAGCAAUCAGUGGAUGCAAAGAAGCACCAGAUGAACCAGCUGAAAUUCAAAGAGUUUCUGGAUUACUCCAUCAAAGUCAAAUACAUCCGCCCUCACACGGCAUUGGCUUUGAAUCGAGGCGAGAGCUUGAAGAUCCUCUCCAUCAAGAUCGUGCCUCAAAAGAGUGUGAAACAUUCUUUCAUAAAACUGUGUGUGAAACCUUGUUUGCCUGUGUUGGCUAUGGCUACACUAGGAGUGGCAGAAUCUAUCAUGGCGCAUUUCUGGACGCGUGGGACCGACUUGUGGUGCCAGCCAUCUCAAGACAUGUAAUGACCGAAAUGUUUGAAUGUCCUUCAAAACUUAAAUUUAGGUCAAUUUAGGCUUUAACUGAAUCCUAAGGGACGAGUUAAUGCAUUGGCAACAAGCAUUUUCCAGGCUUUUCCAGUAUCAUUCCUCAUUAAACUAUUUUAAACAGUAAUAGAUUAACAAAUUUUGUGGAAACUUUAGUUAAUAAUUGGUACCAAAAUACAAACAAAAAUAUUUGAGAUUACUUUUUAGUUUAAAACGGUUUUAUGGUUUUGACUCUAAAAAUAAAUUAUUCUCUUGGUUGUUUUUGUUGAAAUUGUUUGUCUUAUUGUGCUUUUUGUUGGAUGCUUUUAAUUUUACAACAAUUUAAAAUUUUAUUUUUCCUCAAUUGAAUUAUGGGUGCAAACAAAAGGGAUGUGUGCAAGAGAAAGUGUACAAGAGAGUGCCCAGAUUUGGGGUGCCAGGGUCACUCUCUUGAACACUUUCUCUUACAUUGUGCAUUUUUUAUAUUUUUGGGAAUUC
This is a messenger RNA of Cloeon dipterum, 1407 nucleotides long. RefSeq names its product S1 RNA-binding domain-containing protein 1-like. The record is from RefSeq and is a predicted model, not a curated record. Gene Ontology annotation, biological process: translation. Bases 1 to 909 code for a protein of 302 amino acids. The transcript has 6 exons. NCBI's taxonomy places the organism in Eukaryota, Metazoa, Arthropoda, Insecta, Ephemeroptera, Baetidae. Gene Ontology annotation, molecular function: structural constituent of ribosome; mRNA binding.